AAAGACAGCACAUUUGAAUUGUCUUUAAAAUUCGGUGUAAUUAUUUCUAGGCAAACUGUUUGUCUACUGACUUCAUACAGUCAACAACGAACGCACUGAUCAUCGGCGGUAACGACAACGACCACGACGAUCGAUAGUGUGCCCGAGCAUAUUCUAAGCGGAGUUUAAGCAGAGUUUUUGUUUAGUGACGUGAACGUCGCGUUCGAUCGUAUUAUCCUUGCGCGUACAGCGAGGCUUUAGAAUAACAACAAAAACACGUGCGGUGUGUUUAACGAAAUAGAAGAAGAAAACAAGAAAUGUAACAUUAAACUGAUUGUUUAAAAGAGAGUCAUUUGAAAAUUAAUAAAAAAAAAAAAUUAUAAUAAUUAAAAAAUAAAUAAAAGUAAGAACUUUGUGUGGACUGCAUUGCAGAUUGAAUUGUAUACCUUUAGUGGAAUUCCUAAAUGAGAAUUUUACAAAACAAAAGGACAUCGAGAAAAUAACACAACUAUUAUUUUUCAUUAAAAAACUUAAAGGAGCAUAAGAAAUUAAGAUGGCUCCAAAUUUGAUCGGCAGCACUUUUCUCAUCGCUGAAACGGCCAUUACUAAUAAUGAUGCCAACAACAAUAAACAGACUACAUUAGCCAAGACCAGUUGUAAGAGUAGUAAUGAUCGCGUCCCCAAUCAAGGUGAAUCGGCUGCGGCCAUGCAACAGCAGUCGGCCAAAACGUCGGCACAAAAUCAAAGUAAAACGGAUGCAAUCACGCAGAAACCUUAUAAAAUGGAAAUUGUGUGGUUCAAUGUGAUGCUGUUCGUGGUAUUGCAUUCGAUGGCACUCUAUGGUUUGUAUCUUAUUUGGGCUGAGAACGCGUACUUGGAGUUCUUUAUCGGCUACUUAUACGCCGUACUCGGUGGUUUGGGCAUUACAGCUGGUGUACAUCGUCUCUGGUCGCAUCGCGCCUACAAAGCUAAACUGCCUUUGCGUAUCUUUCUUAUGCUGUGUCAAUCGCUCGCCUUUCAAAACAGCAUAUACGAGUGGUGUCGCGAUCAUCGUGUUCAUCACAAAUUUACCGAUACUAAUGCGGAUCCCCAUAAUUCGGGUCGUGGUUUCUUCUUUGCCCAUAUGGGUUGGUUGAUGUGCAAGAAGCACCCCGAUGUGAGGGAGCGCGGCAAAACUAUUGAUAUGAGUGACAUUUUGGCCGAUCCCGUCGUUAAAUUCCAGAAGAAAUUAUACUUCCUCAUCAUGCCUAUUUGCUGUUUCGUCAUUCCUGGACUCUUCCCCUACUACGUAUUGGGCUCGUCGCUGCAAGUUUGCUUCUUCGUCUGCUCUAUGCUGCGUUAUGCGCUCUCACUGCACGGCACAUGGUUGGUGAACAGCGCGGCUCACUUCUACGGCAUGCGACCAUACGAAAAGAACAUCAGCUCGGUUGAUAGCAAAGUGGUGUCGGUGAUCGCUUUUGGCGAAGGUUGGCAUAACUAUCAUCAUGUCUUCCCAUGGGAUUACAAAGCGGGAGAAUUGGGCACAUACCAAUACAACUGGACGACCGCCUUCUUGGACUUCAUGGCGCGCAUUGGCCAAGCAUACGAUCUGAAAUCGGUGUCGAAUGAGAUGAUCUUGAAGCGCGUACAACGUACUGGCGAUGGCAGUCACCCUUCGAUGCAGGAUGUGAACAACAACAAUGUGAACAUAAGUGAACUGGUGUCGAAACUCGAUCAUGACAAUGAAGAGACGCUCGUUUGGGGUUGGGAUGAUAAGGAUAUCUGCGAUGAGGAUCGCAAGGGUGCUGUGCACAAGAAGGAAGAAUAAAGGCGCUUGCAGUCCACAGUACUCGUACACAAUUUCAUGCAAUUUUUUUCCCGGUUAACAUAUGAUGGAGAGACUUUUUGCAACAAACCACCAGUCAAAAGUAUGAACAUACACACGUACAAUCAUAAACAUAGAGAGCGCAUACUCAAUGUACUUGCAAAUUAUCCAAUUAUCGAGUGGGGGAGGGUAAAGCUAGGCGCUGAAGGAAAUACUAUGGGACAUUUCAGCAUCGUUGGAAACAAUUUUAAGGCAUGGAUUUGGAUAUAAGUUAUAUAUGAGAGUGCGUACUUAUAAAAAACAAA
Molecule: messenger RNA, 2088 nt
Organism: Bactrocera latifrons
Lineage: Eukaryota; Metazoa; Arthropoda; Insecta; Diptera; Tephritidae
Product: acyl-CoA Delta(11) desaturase
Exons: 5
Coding region: 533-1786 (417 amino acids)
Biological process (GO): unsaturated fatty acid biosynthetic process
Cellular component (GO): endoplasmic reticulum membrane
Molecular function (GO): stearoyl-CoA 9-desaturase activity; iron ion binding
Source: RefSeq, a predicted model, not a curated record